UUAUCGUGCUCAGAUGUUAUGUUUUUUCGUAUCUUAUAAGUCUACAAAACUAAAUUUUGUGUUUGUUUUGAUAUCGGAACACCUGUAUAAUCAAUAUAAAUAUUAAAUAUUGGAUGCGCCUCUAAAGUUCUAAGAACAGAAUAAUGUUAAGGGAUUUGAUUACGUGGGUCUUAAAUACCUAUCUCGGGAAGUAUUUAGAAAAUUUGAACUCUGCUCAACUGUCUGUUGCACUGCUAUCAGGGGAAGUCGAGCUCGAAAACAUUCCCAUCCGAAAGGAUGCGCUGCGCUCGUUCGGCCUGCCCAUAGAAGUCUCGGCAGGUAGCAUAGGUAAAAUAAAGCUCCAAGUGCCGGUUCGUCAGUUUCGUACUUCGCCAUGGUGUAUUUCCGUGGAAGGGCUCUUCUGCGUCGUCACGCCAAAAGACUUCGAGAACUGGGAUGAAGUGAAGGAGAAACUCCUUAACCUGGAGUAUAAGCAAUCUGUGUUAGACACUGCAGAGGCCAAAUGGCGCUCUGAAAAGGGAAAGCAAAUAGAAUCAUAUUACUUUUCUUCGUAUAAUAAUUGGCUCAAAUAUGGCACGAAUAUGGCAACAAAUAUCAUUGAUAAUAUUGAACUUAAAAUAUUUGAUGUUCACUUUCGAUACGAAGAUGUUGUUGAUGUGGGCAAAAGCAAAAUUGCGACUGGCAUCAAAAUUGGUUCUCUAACUGCACAAAGCUGUGAUUGCAACUGGGCGACGGGCUCCAAUAAAUCGGUUAAUAAUGAUAUUAAUUUUAAGGUCGUUGAGCUGAAAGAGCUAUCCCUGUAUUGGGACACAUUGCACGAUGACAUUAAAUGUCAGAAGUUCACAAAUCAAGAGCUUCUAACCAAUAUGAAUCCAACAUGCCAACUGCGCCCACAUGAGUUCAUAAUCAAGCCCAUUAGUGCAAUAGCCAGAUGGAAGCGCGAAAAAUCUCCCCAAGUGAUACGCUCAAAAGACAAACCACGAGUUUCUUGUGAUCUUCUAGUACCUGAAGUUAUAAUUGUGCUAAGCAAGGCUCAGCAUGAUGAAAUACAGGAUAAAUUGGCUGGAAUUCAACAGAUAAAGGAAAUUUGUCAAUUUCGUUUGAAAAGACCAACCUACAGUAUUAAGGAAAAUCCAAGAAUGUGGUGGAGAUAUGUUCUCAUUUGUUAUGGCCGUGAACUUAAAACAAAAGAUGAAAAGUUUCUAACGCUCAAAGAGAAUUUGCGUUACAUGAGGAUUUGUCAAGCAGUUAUAUUGAAUCCCAACGAAAACUUGUCCAAUGAUGACAAAGAAUUUAAAGCGUAUAUUGAGAGUGAUAGAAAAGUCGCAGAUCUAAUCAUAAUGCGUAGAAUAUGCUUUGAUAAAGUGUACUCAAAAGGCAUUUCAAUUAAGUCGGACCAAGUCAAAGGCAGGGGAAUGCUAUUUCAUUGGUUUCCCAACUGGAUGGGCUGGUAUGGAAACAAUUCGACAGCCUCUGCAGAGCAGGAUGAAUCAUUACAAAAUUUAGAAGAUGAUAUUUUGGUUGCACUGGAGCACUCACUACAGAGUCAAUCUCACAUGAAAUGUGAUACAAUAUUUGGAUAUUUUACUAUUGAGCUCCUGAAGGGUUUCAUUAUCUUACAAACCGAAGAAUCGACAAAGAGCGAUGAUAGCAAAUCAAUUGAAAUGCAAUUUAAUAAUUUGUCAUCUUUUCUACAGUUGAAUCCCUUAUUUACUUCAUAUGUGGUUGGCAUAUCAUUGGGAGAAGUUUAUUUAUUAGAUAAAACCAACAAGGACUCAAAGCAUUGUUACUUAAUUAAACCUCAGACUGAUCGAUCGACAGCAAUAAAUUCGCCGGACAUAAAGCAAUUGGUUAAUUCCACAAACAAACAAGAUCCAUUAUUUCAAUUGCAAUAUGAAAAUGAUGAUCAGCUACAAUACCGUCUUAUAAUUAAAUCAAAAAGUUUAGAUUUAAUAUACAAUCAAGAUGCCGUUGAUUGGUUUUUAAAUUUCUUUACCCCUUCCAAUAAAGUGCAGUAUUUAACUAGAGAUAAAUAUAGUAGUGAAAAAGAGCGAAAGUUUCUAAGCUCUUGGAAUCAAAUGUUUCUAGGAAAUGAGGCGAAUAGAAAGAUUUGGACUUUUGAAAUUGAAGUAUUUGCACCACGAAUAAUAUUUUUGGAAAAUUACAAAAUCGAAAAUUCGCUGAUGGUUUUAAUGGAUUUUGGCAAACUCCAAUUAAUCAAAUCGGACUUUCAGAAGAAAGCAUCAACAUUUAUAUCGAAAGCAGAGGAUACUUGUCCAACAGAUGAGAAUGGCGAAAUCGAUGAAGAUGAUGAUGAUGAGACCUAUUUGACUCCCUGCUCAACUCCACCUGGUUCAGAGAAAAGCGGUUCGGAAUCGCCAACGAUAAAUGAAAAUAUGUUCAAGGACUUAUUGAACAAGAACACUCAACUGGAAUCGGCAUUGCAUAGUAAAAUCUAUAAUACAUAUACUAUAAAUUUUACCAAUUUGCAAGUAUUAGUAUGCAAAUACCAGGAGAGAUGGCAAGCGAGCUUGAAGACUUCUUCUAACUUUCAUUUAAUUGAUAAAUUCAACAUCACGCUAACAGUGGAACAGCGUAUUGUCUUCACAUCGGACCCGGAAUAUCCGUCUCUCACUUUGUUCGGAACGUGCCCUAUGAUAUUAAUACAUGGCAAUGAGAACAAAAUAAAACACUUUCUAACUAUAAUUCAUCCAAUUACCAACAGUCCCAGGCUAAAGAAUAAUAAACCAACAAAUGAAACCGAAAAUCGAAUACCAACAGAUGAAACUAGUCAACCAUACUAUAAUGCAGAUGGCAGCCAUUUGGUUGUUCAGUUUGGAAUUGGGCAACUGAUCAUCGAGAUGCAAUCUAAAGAAAAGAGCAUUGCCGAAUUGCAAAUUAUUGGAGCUAGAGCCGGUCUGGUGACAACGGGAAAGGAAACCACAAUAACAAUGUCUGUCCAUGGUCUGCUGCUUGUAGACGCAAUUCAGUCUUUUGGUCCAGACUUUGAGCUCUUGGUUGCUAGCCAUCGAAAUGUGGGUAUGGACAGUUUUUCUGGAAGUCUUAAGCAUAGCACAGCCUGCUCGCCAGUUACUCCAGGAUCUCCAGACUCUUCAAUAUAUCACAGGCCCACAAGUCCACAUAUAAUCACAAAGGCUGUGCAAAAUAUUCAAAGUGGUACAUCAAUGGAUCGCGAUGAAGAAAGUGAAUUGAAUGCGCUCAUUAAUAUUGAUAUCAAUAUUGUUCAAUCCGAUACGAAUAAGUCCUCCUUUCUACACACAUCCAAAAUAUCAUUCAAUAGCUUGGAAAUAAUUGCCAAUCAGGAAACAAUUUUGGAGCUUUUAAAUUUUGCUGAACGUAUUUUUCGUGGUCAAAAGAUGUUCGAAAAUAUUGGAGAUAGCGUUGAUAGAGAACCGGCGCUGGAGCUUAAAGAAACUGAUGGCUCUCUAGACCAUAACCAACACGAAAUAAUCUUUGAUUUCUUUCGUUUAAAUGUCUUAAUACUCUACACCAUAAAACGUGAUAAAUAUGAAAUAGCCCGAAAAGUAGGCACAUUAACAGUCAGCGAAGCUAAAAUCAAUGUUUCCAUGCAAUCAAGCCUAUCAAUUAAUGGCUCUUUGGGAGGCAUACAAAUCAUUGAUAUUACUCCACAAGGUGUACGAUAUCAACGAAUUCUGUCCAUUGGUCGAGAUCCAGAGUCAGAAACGAAUCGGCAGUCAGUGCUAAAUAAACUCUCGAACGAAAUAUACUUAAAUAACGUCGAAGAUGAAAUAUGUGAGCAAAUCGAUGCUCUAAGUUUCACAAAUCUCUGGGGCGAUAAUAAUGCUGUUAGUCUAAGUGUUCGAAUGGCCUCUGUAUCAUAUACACACAGUCCGAGAUUUUUGCAAGACUUUAAUUUUUGUAUAACAAGUUUCAAACAGGGACUGAAAGAGUUUGUAACUUCCAUUGGAAACAAAGCCACGGACAUGGCUAAAGAAUUUGUGCAGCAAAUCAAAGAUGUUAAUUAUCAGACGAAACCACCGCAGCCAAAUAAAAAUCAAGAAAAUUCGUUGAUAUCACUGGAUGUUAUUAUAAGUAGUCCUAUCAUCGUUCUGCCCAUUUCGAAUGAUAGUAAAGAAGUUUUUAUUGCUAAUUUGGGAAAAAUUAGUGUGCGUAACAAUGAUAUUCAUCAGAAGAUGAAGAACAUUAGCGAGGAUGUGAUAGUUAAAUAUGCUAUCGAAGUGAAAAACAUCAAUUUAUUUUCAUUAAAUAUUGAUGAACAGAAGGAAGACUGGACCUACACUUUACCCAUAGCAAGCAAAAUGUAUGAAAACAAACAGGAUGCUUUUCCCAUCCUGCACGACACGGCAAUAUCAUUAAAUGUGUAUACAGGGUACAACGAUACAAAAGACGAUGAACGGCAACUUCAAACUCUAUUGGUCGAGGGCAGCAUGGUUGAAACGUUAAGAGUAACACUGUAUCGAAAACAAUACAAGAACUUAAUGGAGGCCCUUCAAAAUGGAACUAAUUUUUCAAGUGGCUCGGAUAAUGUAAAACUAAAAAUGGCUAAUGCGAAUGUACCGAACGAGAAUGUAACUGAUGUACAACGUAUGAAAACAACUGUAAAGUUCUCAGUGCCUGUGCUGGAGAUCAAUUUGCAAAAUGAAAGCCACGAGCCCCUGGUAAAUGUUACUUUUAAAGACUUCUUUGUGAAGCAUCGCACGCGAGACCAAGAUGAGGAUCUGAAAGUCGUUUUGAACUCUGUGCUAAUGGAGGACUUGAAAUCCGAAAUAUCGUCGCCGUUCAGAAAUAUGGUUACCUCGAUUAAUGUCGAGAAGACUUAUCAAAGGAAAGGUCGAACGUCGUCAUCGUGUCCCGAUUUACCCAGUUAUUGUGCCAAGCACAAGUCUAUAUCAACAUCCAUAUCCAAUUUGUGCGAGCACAUUAAGCAGCGAGAAAUCCAAAAACACAAAGCAGGUCUCUGUAAGUCAAAUGAUAUUGCUGAGAGGAAGGGCAACAAUUUAGUCAUCUAUAGAUCGCAUACGAGGCGGCUUUUAAAGGUUGAAAAGCAGAAUUCCAUCGAGUUCAAUUGCUUGAACUUGAUGAUUUGCGUAGACAGAUGGUAUACGAUAUUUGAUUUCUUUGGCUUGGUGGCCGAUACGGAAAAAACACAGUCCCUGGCUGAACAGAAAAAUAGUUUGCCAAAAAGUGUUUCUGAAUUCAGCAGCAAACUGAAUGUGUCCAUACGUUCACUAAACUUUACAUCGACUCGCAAUGAAGCUGUAUUAUCUAGAAUAAAUGUAUCCAAUGCAACAUUUUCGAUAAUACAAGAAGCUACUUACAAAGCUGUUGAAGGCUGCUUGGGUUCCAUAGCUGUUUACGAUCUAACCAAAUACGGAUAUAUAUAUAAAGAACGUUUCUUAACGAGCGGCUCAGAAGCUUUAAAUUUUGUAUAUAAAAGAAAAAUCCCGGACAUUGAGACACCGAAUAGCAUUAAUGCUGAUGCAGUUCUUUGGAUAAACAUGUCAUCGGUUCACUAUAUUCACACCAAACGUUUCAUAGUUGAACUUCAUUUAUUUGUCAAGGAGCUCUUGCAACUACAAACUCCCGUAAUCAGAAAGUUGAAGAAACACAAUGUCGAUAGGAUACAGAAAGAUCAGCCCACCAAAAUAAAAUUGUGCAUUCAAGCCGCUUCGCCUGUGAUUGUCUUACCCGCCUGUUACAACAGCAAUCACGUAUUGAUUGCAUAUCUCGGGCAGUUUACACUGAAGAAUAGCUUUCACUUCUCGAGCGAGGAGUGCAUCAUAAGCAAAAAGGGAAAGGCAACAAAAACUCACGAUGAAAUUUUGGACGUUAUGCACAUUGAUUUGGUCAACAUCAACUUAUUUUCGGGCGAACGUAGUGUGGAUAAAUUGGAGAGCAAUUACGACAAGGAAGUCUUUAUCAAUAUUGCAAAUACGUGCUUUGUGAAGGGCAGUCGAUUAUUUAAGGAAUCAUGCUACCUAGACCUUCAGGUCGAACGGAAUUUAUCAACGGAUAGCAUACGCGUCUGCCCCGAUAUCAGUGUGAAGGGAACUUUCUCCAAAUUGAACGCAACGCUCAAUAUACCAAAUUACAAGCUAAUUCGUGGCCUGCUAAAUAACAAUAUUGGCGAGCCCAUAGAUGAUGUGUACUACAACAGCUAUAAUAACACAAGUUCCUCUAUUGAAGCCUUUUCUGCCUUGAGUCUAUUUUCCAAAAACGAAGACACCACAAAUGUUAUAACAUUACUUUCGAUAAGAAUACUGCUCGAAGAUGUCUCCAUAAUGGUGGUUCAAAACACAAACACGAUGCCAGACUUUGUGCAUGAGUCGCUGGCUUGUAUACACUUCAUCAGAUCGCAGCUGGAAAUUGAUAUGCUAAACGAUGGCUCACAAGAUAUUGAUCUGAUAUCAAGUAACAUUUUAAUUGUGGAUGAGAGGCCAAGCGAUGGCUCAAACAAUGGGAAUGUAUUUAGAAACAUAUUGCAGCCGUCCAAGAAAGAAACAGUUCCAAAGCAUUCAGCUCAAGUGGAAAUUCAUUGCAGAAAACGCUUGAAUCUAUGCAAGUAUACGAUUAUGUUGAACGACAUGAGAGUCAUUGGAAUUUUAGACUUUUUGGAUAGUUUAAAAAAGUUUUUCGAAGAAGAACCGUUGACUGCAGCCGCCGUAAAUCCAAGAGCUGCACAACUCACUCAAACAGAUCAUACUCAGACGGCAGAUAAUUCGGUUUCUGAAUAUAUUAUAAAUGUGACAGACUCUGAAAUUAUAUUUGCCGAACAGUGCAAUCGACUUGACUCAAAUGCCGUUAUAUUAAAGAGCACAACCGUAAUUUCGUAUAAGCCACACAACCAUUGUGUACCACUGUCCAUCAAUAUAAAUCAUUUGGAAAUAUUCUCAUGCAUUCUGGAUGCUGAAGAUGACAGUGCGCUGUCCAUAAUCGAUCCAUUUACUCUGAACGUCGAGCUGAGAAAUAAUUGCCUAAAUAUUGUUGUGCAAAAGCAAUUGAAUAUACGAUUGUCUUACAUCGACAUGAAACUGUUUCUGAGAAUGAUCAGUUCCAUACCCACGCAGGCCUCAACGCCGCCGAAUGUUUUGUCGAAAUCGAAUUCGGAAUUCGAAAAGAUCGCCCCGCUCCUGGCUAUGGGAUUUGAGAUAACGAAUUGCUGGGUUGCCAUGGAACUAAACAAUUGGAAAUUAAACGAUGCUGCUCUAUGGUUGUCCCAGCAGAAGCGCAGCACAGCGCGAAAUCCCGCAAUGGAAUUGAAGACUGCAGUGUUGGAUGCCAAUUGCAUAUCCAUGUGCGUAAUCGAUGAUUGCAUGGAUGCCGAUGUGCCGCUCCUUGAAAUAUCACUGACAAAGGUUUUGCUAAAGUACAAAUUCCAAGCGAACCUGAUGGAAGCUGAAAACCUAAACUCAAAUACAGCUGAGGGAGAUCUGGACACUGAAGUAACGCUCAACUAUUACAAUCGGCGACUCAGUGGCUGGGAGCCGCUUGCCGAAAUGUGGCAAUGCGCUGCGAAGUGGAAAUAUAAAAAGACCCAUUUCGAUAAGAAGAAGCGAUUUGAAGUCUUCUUGAAUAGCAAACAAUUGCUCAAGAUAAACAUAACUUCCACUCUGAUCGAACUCUUUCACAUGGUUUCCAAAAAUUGGACCAGUGAUUUCCAUUCCCUAGAUAAUGCCAAUUUCCGUCAACGUGCGCCCUUUGUGCCCUUUGCCUUGCAAAAUCUGACUGGCUCUGCGCUACUCUUCAAGCCCAUCUACGCUCAGCUUGGGGACUUGACGUGCUCGGACUUCCAGCAGUUGGACAUAAUUAAAAACUGGACGUCAGUGCAGCCUGAAGAAACAAAAACCUUUGAUUUCAGCCAGAAAAGUAAACUGCGGCACAUUGAUUCACAUCGAUUAAAUCUACAUCAGAUUCUAGUCCAAAUCCAUGGCUGGACCUUGAUUGGUCCCAUUUCUAUAGACAAGGUGGGAAUGUAUUUCCGAUCAACAAUACUCGACGCACAUUAUGAAAAGAAAACCCGUAUAAUUUUUGAUAUUUCCCUGAUGGGCUCUGCACAAAAGCUGAUCAAGGUAAUGUCCCCUUUGCGCGUGAUCAACAAAUUGGAUCAUGAUAUAUACCUGAAGAUGGUAUUAAAUAAAAAUCAAGUCGAUGCAGCCUCAGCUAUAACCACCAUUCGGCCAGAUGAUCAGCAGUGCGUGCCAUUGAAGUUUAUAGACGCCGCUCUAUAUAUCUCUCAUAUACCAUGUGAUCCUAAGUCCAAGUCCAAAAAUGAGGAUGUCGGGUUCAGCAAUGAGGAAAUCGCUUGGAAGCAGUGCGGCAAUGACGGCAUACAAGAGUUGUACAGCUGUUACGAUGCCAAUAAAAGCAUAUUGUAUACACUCGUCAGCAUAAGCAGGGAAAUGUAUCCCUAUAAAGAUCAAAAUAUGCCCGGUCAUUCAAUUACACUUCUAUCGCCUCUAAUGCUCAAGAAUAUGCUCUGCUGUGAUCUAAGUUAUAAUAUAAAUGGAUCGAGUACUGGGCGUAUUAGCGCCUUCGAAAGCAUAAAUAUUUAUAAUAGAAAUAUAAACCAAUCGUUCAACUUGAGCAUCACCUUAGAUAAUUUUCAAGUUUCUGGCCAGUUAAAGGUGCCAGCGAAUCAUAACGGAAUAGUCGAGCCGAAGUUAAAGCUACUCGAUGCUAAGAACAGAGAGCUCCAUCUCCACGUAUCAAUACAAUCCCUGAAGGGCAGAGGCAUGGAAAUAUAUAUAAGUGCGCCCAUUUGGAUUGUGAAUAAGUCCGGUCUUCCAUUGAUUUACAAACAAGAGGGCACCAAUAAGAUAGCAGCUGGCCAAUUUGAGGAGCACGAACGCGCUCGACAAGUUUCGCCCUUAAUGUUCUCCUUUUCCGAUCAAGAAGGAUCUCCCAAUCUGGAAGUGAGAUUGGGCAACACCUUCGGUGCCAACAAUCAGUGGUGCAAAAGCUUCAGCAUGAUCAAGAACAUAACAUAUAGGGAACUGCGCACAGAAAGCGGACCGGGAUGCUAUAAGAUUGGCAUAAGGGUUCGCCGUGGCCGAGGUUUAUAUGCGAGCACAACAUUUGUGACAUUGUCUCCGCGUUUUCAUCUCUACAACAAAAGUGGCCACCAGCUGGAGUUUACACAGAAAUGUAAUAUUGUGCAUAAUGACGUCACCAAUGCCAGUCAUGUCAUCUCAGCGCCCGUUGAUUGCAAUUUUCCUUUUCACUGGGCCAAUUGGGAUCGAGAGCCAUUGAUUUGUGUACGAAUAGCAGAUGUGGAAUGUUGUUGCUGGUCUAAGGGCAUACCGAUUAAUGAAGUCCAGAGUUUGUAUAUCAACAUACGCAAUGAAUGGUGUGAAAUGUUUUUCCUAAGAUUGGAAAUCAUAUCGAGAGGUGCCACGUUCAUACUUCUGUUCACGGAUGCUCGUAGUUUGCCACCUCCCAUUAGAAUUGAUAACUUCUCUGAGGUGGUUAUCAAUUUCUCACAGAAGGGCUCGAAGCCUAUUUGGCCUACGCCUGUGCGACCACAGUCAGCCUUAUCAUAUGUCAUGGAUGAUCCCUUGGGUGGCAAGACAUUGCUCAUGGAAGCGCCCGGAGGAAACAUAGUUGAGUUUCCAAUUGAAAAUGCGAACAUGAGUAAAACUUUGACCUACUCCAACUUCAUAUACAUUGCGUUCCACGACACCUUCGAUCAAUUCAAGCGAGAUGGCGACAAGCCAGAUGACAAAUUCAAACAAUUAGUGCUGGGUGUUAAUGACAAAAAGGUCGUCAUAAUGGAAAAGAAUUCUGGAGAUCGUUCGCAGUUGUGGCUGAUGAAUUCGAAUGGCCAACUGGAGCAUGAGGGCUCAACACCACCGGUCCAAACGAACGAAGCAAGCGCUGUGCGUUUGGUAUUAGAUUUAGAAAAACCACCGAAUCCGACCGAGUUUACAGCGCUAGUAGUACGUACUCCCAAUAAACAGAGGGCCACGACUCAGACGUGGAGAUUCGAAAACGGACGACUCAUGUGUCAUGCGAAUAUGUGUGUGCAGUCUCCACCUCAUAAACAUGGUCUAAGGGCUGGCGCUGAGGCAGUUGUCGGACGUAUUAGGCAUAGCUCAAAAUGUCGCGACUUAACGCCACGCGAACAACAUCUGGUUGCCCAAAAAUUACGUCCUGGCUCUGGGCAAUUGGAAAUUUCGACCAAAAUGGAUGGGCCAAUUUGCACAGUUCAAAUAUGUGAUAUUAAACUAAAGCCAAAUGAAACAUUUCUGGCACCAGAUUUACUUUGGACCCAUGCAUCGUUCAAUAACAGACCCAUCGUUGAUAAGGCAAAAUCGAAUGCUUCGCAUGAGUAUCAGAUAAAUGUCGAAUUGCCUAAGGGCAUAGGAAUUUCCAUAAUAACAUUAAAGCCCUGUGAGGAGAUCAUCUUUAUUAGCAUGGACAACAUAAUAGCCGAGUUCAUAGAUACACCUGUUCAGAAGUCAAUCGAUCUAAAUAUAGCCUACAUACAAAUUGACAAUCAACUAUUGGACUCAGCUAGCCAAGUGACCCUGCAUAGCUGCUUGCCAAAUAAAGACGACGAACAGAAACAGGAAGCUGUGCUGCUUGCCGUUAAGCUGUUGCCCAGUCCCAACAAGAAUGCUUUAAUAUUUCAGUACUUGACGUUGGAUGUUAAGCCCUGCAUAAUGUACCUAGAGGAGAAGCUGAUACUGAAGAUUGCUUCCUUUCUUGGUUAUGGCAAAGAAAAUCUACAGGACUCGUUCUUGCCUUCGGACUAUGAAGAUUUUAAGGACAGAUCAUUUGAGGAUGAUAUGAAAAGAUUUUACUUUGAAAAAUUUUAUAUUGGUUCGACUCAGGUUCGCCUUUCUGCCUAUACUGCAUCUAAAUUGCCUGAGGAUUUACAAAGAACCAAAAAAUCAUUGGGCCUCACUUUGAUCAAAUUUGAAGAUGCUUUAAUAGAGCUCGAUCAUUUCUCUCAUAAAUAUCAUUUUGAGACAAUUGAUGUUUAUCUGCGAGCGAUAAAGAUGCACUAUAUAAACCAAAUUAAGUGGCACGCAGCAGCGAUAUUGGGAAGUGUUGAUUUCUUAGGAAAUCCUUUGGGAUUCGCCAACGAUCUCUCUGAAGGUGUAUCUGGGCUGAUCUUUGAAGGCUCUGUGAAAAGUCUGGUUAAAAAUGUAACCCAUGGCAUUUCCAACUCGACAGCAAAGCUAACAGAAACCUUAUCGGAUAGUUUGGGAAAGGUUGUGCUGGAUGAUCACGACAACGAAACGAGACAACGAAUUUUGGAGCUACAAUCAAAUACAUCUGGAGGUCAUCUUGCUGCUGGCAUAAAAGGCUUUGGGUUUGGUUUGCUUGGAGGAGUCACUAGCAUUGUUCGACACACAUACGAUGGCGCCCAUGCCGAUGGUGUUCCAGGCUUCCUCAGCGGCUUGGGCAAAGGACUCGUGGGCACUGUGACGAAACCAAUUAUCGGAAUGCUCGACCUGGCCUCAGAGACGGCCAGUGCUGUUCGAGAAACUAGCAGAGAUUCACAGCGCCAGGCACCGAAAAGAAAACGCUUGCCAAGAUGCGUGACAGGCGCGCCUGGUGGUCUUUUACCACCAUACUCCAGUCGUCAAAGCAAGGGGCAAGAGUACCUUUACAUAAUAAACCGCAAAAACUUUGUAGAGAAAAUAAUAUUCUAUGAGCCAAACCUGUGGAGUGACAAAGAGGCUAGAUUACGGCUCCUCAUUUCAACGGAAUAUGUUCGCAUAUUCUCAAUAUGCGAAGGCAACCCAACUGUUAUGUUUGAGUGCCACCUCAGUGAAAUUCUAUCCUGUCAUCCUUUAACAACUAAUACGGGCAAUACCCCAUCUGCAAGUAAAGUAACAUCGAGUUACUACAUUGAAAUAUCAACAAACUUACCAAAGAUUACCCGACCACGAAUUCGUUGUCGAACAGAGGAAUGUGCUGAGGCUGUGUCUAGAUGUAUUAAUUAUGCUAAAAGUGUCUUCGAUGAACGCGAGCUGUCUCUAUUGAAAUAUAAUUAAUAUUAUUAACACAUUAAUUUUUUAUAUAUAUAUUUAUGUAUAAAAUGGGUUUUUUGAUUAUGAAAUAAAUGACUGAACUAUAUGCUUUAAGUUGAAUGCUACAGAAAACUAACACCAAAUGAAAUUCCCUCGAAAACACUUCCCAUAUCAUAAAUAUUCCUUAUUCUAAUUUCUUAUAUAUUCCUGUUUUACAUUAAUUAAUAGGUAAAUGGUUAAUACAAUUAACCAGUUAAGACACACUUUUAUUGCAUUUUAUCGAUACUUAUUUUUGGUUGUUUAUUAAAAGCCGUUCCUAUAUUUUGUAAAGAUAACAAAUUAUAUAAAACAUGGUAUAAUUACUUAAUUAUGCUUGAGUCAACUUAAGUCAGUUCUCUCAAUAAUCGGUUAAAAUAUAAAUAUUUUGUUUAAGUAAUUGUAGAAAUAUAAAAAAAAACACAGUUUUUAUUUGUAAUAAGAUUUGAUUUUAGAUUUUAUACCGUCAUUGAGAAAAUUGACGAAAUUAAUAUUAAGGAAUGAAUAAAUAAUGUUAAUGUUCGAGUUAGCUUAUGUAUAAGGAGCACACUGUUUCCACAAUUACGAUUGACGACAAAGAAUGUGCUUAAGGCUUUAUGGAUUUCUGGAAAAGAGACAACAGAAUAAAUUAGUUAUUGGUAGUGUUGAAACUUAAACGAAACUGUUUUGUCUAUUUUUUAAGUGAACUUAACUUAUUGUGUUGUUAAAAUAAAUGUGCAUUUAUACUAACCAA
This is a messenger RNA of Drosophila mojavensis, 12753 nucleotides long. It is a transcript of the gene Vps13D, whose product is annotated as vacuolar protein sorting-associated protein 13D. The transcript has 19 exons. Lineage: Eukaryota; Metazoa; Arthropoda; Insecta; Diptera; Drosophilidae. Gene Ontology annotation, biological process: mitochondrion organization; protein retention in Golgi apparatus; protein targeting to vacuole. Gene Ontology annotation, cellular component: extrinsic component of membrane. The coding region runs from base 144 to 12008 and encodes 3954 amino acids. The record is from RefSeq and is a predicted model, not a curated record.